AUGGAGAAACUCAAUGUCUCAGUGGUGACUGAAUUCAUCCUGAUGGGCAUCACUGACCACCCUGAGCUGCAGGCCCCAUUGUUUGGACUGUUCCUCAUCAUCUACCUGAUAUCACUGGUGGGCAACUUGGGAAUGAUCAUCCUCACCAUGGUGGACUCCAGGCUGCAAACACCCAUGUACUUUUUUCUCAGGCACCUGGCUAUUACAGAUCUUGGUUAUUCUACAGCUGUGGGACCAAAAAUGUUAGUAAAUUUUGUUGUCGAUAAAAAUACUAUAUCCUUCAAUCUUUGUGCUAUACAGCUAGCUUUCUUUCUUGUGUUCAUUGUUAAUGAGCUUUUUAUUCUGUCUGCAAUGUCCUAUGACCGCUACGUGGCCAUCUGUAAACCACUUCUCUACACUGUCAUCAUGUCAAAAAGAUUAUGCUGGUUACUAGUGGUAAUCCCCUAUCUCUACUGCACUUUUGUGUCUCUUCUGGUCACUAUUAAGAUUUUCACUUUGUCUUUCUGUGGCUACAAUGUUAUCAGACAUUUCUACUGUGACAGUCUCCCCUUGUUAACUCUUCUCUGCUCAAAUACACAGGAAGUUGAAUUGAUAAUUCUCAUUUUGGCAGCCUUUGAUUUGAUUUCCUCACUUCUGGUCAUCCUUGUGUCCUACCUGCUCAUCCUCAUAGCCAUUCUCAGGAUGAACUCUGCUGAGGGCAGGCGCAAGGCUUUCUCCACCUGUGGGUCCCACCUCACAGUGGUCAUCAUCUUCUAUGGGACUUUGAUAUUUAUGUAUGUUCAGCCCCAGUCCAGCCACUCCUUUGACACUGAUAAAGUAGCUUCCAUCUUUUACACCUUGAUUAUCCCAGUAUUGAAUCCCUUGAUCUAUAGUUUGAGGAACAAAGAUGUAAAGUGUGCUCUACAAAGGACAGUCAAUAAUUUGUUGAAAUUAUUUUCUUUAUGCUUUCAUAAAAUGUAA
This is a messenger RNA of Nannospalax galili (Upper Galilee mountains blind mole rat), 960 nucleotides long. RefSeq names its product olfactory receptor 8K3-like. The record is from RefSeq and is a predicted model, not a curated record. Bases 1 to 960 code for a protein of 319 amino acids. Gene Ontology annotation, biological process: G protein-coupled receptor signaling pathway; sensory perception of smell. Lineage: Eukaryota; Metazoa; Chordata; Mammalia; Rodentia; Spalacidae. Gene Ontology annotation, molecular function: odorant binding; olfactory receptor activity; G protein-coupled receptor activity. The transcript has a single exon. Gene Ontology annotation, cellular component: membrane.